Messenger RNA from Hibiscus syriacus, 541 nucleotides. RefSeq lists its product as uncharacterized. The record is from RefSeq and is a predicted model, not a curated record. The transcript is spliced from 2 exons. The coding region runs from base 86 to 526 and encodes 146 amino acids. Lineage: Eukaryota; Viridiplantae; Streptophyta; Magnoliopsida; Malvales; Malvaceae.
UGUCCGAACAUGAAAGCAUCCCCCAACUACAAACCUGCAGACACCACUUCCUCUUUUCGAAUAUUCAGUUCUGCAAAUUUUAAGAAUGAAUAGAUCUAGAGCAACACCCUUGUCACUGUUUCUUCUCUGGUUAGUCAUCCUAUCCCACCAAAUUCGACCCCUACUUUGCCAAGAAACACAGAACAAUGAAGAGAAGCCAACUAUGUUCCAGUUACUGUCAAACACCCUUCCGUUGUUGAAGAAAUCCCAUAAGAGUUAUUGGGAAAAGAUGAAAGCCAUCGUCCACGAGCUCCAGUUGCACUUUACCCCUCCAAGUCUCGAUUUUAGGGGCACAGGAAAAGGCCCAGCUGCAGCUGUUGGUGCGGGAGAGAAGGUGAAAGAAGCAGUGAAGGACAGCAUCGGAACAAGUGAAGCCAUCGCUAAAGAAACUGCGAAGUCUGCUGCAGAAGCUAUCCACAGAACCACCGAGAAGCUCAAAGGGACUGCCCCUGACUCUGGUCAACAAGAAUCUCGCGAUGAGCUGUAAACUAAAAUCCCACUA